CAGAUCAUAAACUUCACAAAAUGAUCGUCGAGCAGCCGGGCUGUGCUCCGCACCUCUUCGAAGCAUCACAGCUGGCCACAAAAUCCGUCAUAGUUUAUUCAGACCGGGCAGAGGUGAAGCGUCUGGUUACGGUAGACUUGCCAAAAGGGAAUCAGGAAAUUAUCAUACAGAAUGUCUCCGCAGUCAUCGAACGCCAAUCAGUACGAGUUGACGGUAGGGGUGUCCUAAUUCAAGAGGUUCAAUAUCAGGAAGUACCAAUGGAUAUGACACACGAAACAGACAAAAUUGUGGAAAUUGAACGACAGAAAAUUGAAGUAGAAAAUGAGCGAUUUGCAAUUGAGGACGAGUGUUGUUCGAUCAAAAAGCGAAUCGACGUGCUUGAUGGGGUGGCUGCGCAGAUUUCCUCCGGCCCGGCUUCAAUGGGCUUUUCGGGCCAAUGCUCUUCGAGCAUUCCAGCUUCCGGGAGCCAGCCCCACCUCACUCGCCGUCACACAGUCACUGGCCAGGAGCCGAAUCCGUUGGCGAUGAGCCAAAAUCAAAUGUCCACUGGCUUCUUUUUUAAUCACGAGUCAUUGGAUAACCUGGCUAAAUUUCUGGGAUAUUAUGGAGACGCCGUGCGAGAUAUGAAAAAAGAGUUGCGGAAGCGUCAGCGGGAGAGUGAACAGCUUUCGGAGAAGAUUGAUCAUUUGGACAGACAAUUGGAUCAGCUAAGAUGUCUGGCAGAGUAUGAUUCGAUUAAGAGAAACAUCAGCAUCGUGGUAGAAAUGGAAGAGCCCGGCAAGGUAGAACUCUACAUCACCUACCAAGUAUACUGUGCCGCCUGGAAGCCAUGCUACGAUAUCCGAGCCAGCUCUGCCGAAGAGGAAGAGGACAAUGGUGCAUCCGUCCAACUGUGCUAUUAUGGGCUCGUGGAGCAAAACACUGGAGACGACUGGAAGGACUGUGACAUUGUGCUUUCAACUUGCUCGGCGAGCCUUGGAGGCUCUCCACCGCCUCUUUCAACACUUUCAGCGACACUUAACACAUCUAGAAGCACCCGAAGACAUCACGCAUCGUCGGCUGCUAGAAGAAAGGCUCCACUUUCAGUUCCGUCGGAGGAAGACAUGGGAUUUGGAUCUUUUGACUAUAAUGAGAUUGUUGAUGCUGCUGCUCUGCACAGAUGGCAUAAUGGAGGAGUUCGCAGUCGGAGCAGUGAGGAGAACAGUGUUAGUACGCAGGCGCUGGAGAGUACGGUAUCCACAUGUUUUUCGAUUCCACGUGCUGUCACAAUUUUGAGCAACGCUGUGGAACACAAGCUUCUGAUUUCCAAGAGUGAGCUUUCCUGCGCAUUCUCCCACGAAACCGUACCUUCUCGUUCAACAAGUGCUUACUUAUCAGCUCUGAUCACAAAUACAUCUCAACUUCCACUGCUCCCCGGGGCAGCCGCAGUUUACGUCAAUAACUGUUUUGUGACAAAGACCCAUUUGAGAUUGGUGUCUCCCGGAGAGGAAUUUCGGUGUAAUAUGGGAGUCGAUCCGUCGGUGAAAGUUGAAUACAAAGCACCAACAGUGACUUAUGAUCAGGUGGGGUUCAUGUCAAAAAGUACCUUAAUGACUCACGAGCAGCUGAUCAGUGUCCGCAGUGCAAAAGUUCGUCAAAGUGUAAAAAUUACGGUAAAGGAGCAGAUUCCAAAAAGCCAUGAUGACAAGAUUAAGGUUUCUAUCGUGUCUCCGGAGAUCAAAAGCUCGUCUUCCUCCAAGAACUCAUCUCCACCAGAUGCUCGUCUUAACAAAGACCAUAAUCUUGAAUGGUGUGUCAUUUUGGCACCCGGCCAACAUCGUCUUCUCCCAGUUCGCUACACAAUUGAGCAUCCGGCUUCGGAAUCGCUUUCCUAUAAGUUUAAUUAAUCAUUUUCCCUGAUUUAUUUAUUUUCUGUUUCUGUGUAUUGGUCGUAUUUUUUGAGUACUAAAAAUAUUCAAUUUGUAUCAAAUUACCCACAUUUCUUCUCUGGUUUUAGUUCUUUCAAUUGUUCUGUCUCAAAGAUGAUAAUAAAUGUUUUUUUUUG
This is a messenger RNA of Caenorhabditis elegans, 2044 nucleotides long. RefSeq names its product DUF4140 domain-containing protein (gene C52D10.3). The transcript is spliced from 9 exons. The coding region runs from base 21 to 1886 and encodes 621 amino acids. The record is from RefSeq and is marked reviewed. NCBI's taxonomy places the organism in Eukaryota, Metazoa, Nematoda, Chromadorea, Rhabditida, Rhabditidae.